Molecule: messenger RNA, 5329 nt
Organism: Siniperca chuatsi (mandarin fish)
Lineage: Eukaryota; Metazoa; Chordata; Actinopteri; Centrarchiformes; Sinipercidae
Product: sterile alpha motif domain-containing protein 9-like
Exons: 11
Coding region: 406-4356 (1316 amino acids)
Biological process (GO): innate immune response; inflammatory response; regulation of apoptotic process
Cellular component (GO): cytoplasm
Source: RefSeq, a predicted model, not a curated record
CAGCCAGGCUGCUGCUCGCAGGAGAAAUGAGUUAGUGUAGCUAAAAGUCAAUGUUGACUUAUUUUAACUUACGUGUUGCAUAAACCUAACCAAACUGCGACCGUUAAACAACGUUAACCACGUGUUUGUUACUGUUACCGUGACUACGAAGGCGUGGUAUUUGGACGCGUCUGCUCUCCACAGAAGUUAAUGGGACGGAUUGGCGGAUGCACUGCACGCAAGUUGAAAGUGUAGUCAAGAUUAGAGGAAGUGUAUCCUGACAAAGCCCCACCCACUCAGAGAACAAGAACAAAACUGUAGAGGUGUGAGUUUGCUUGAGGAAGUGUGAGUUUGAGGAAGCCACACAGCUAUGAACGAAGCAGAUGUCAGUUGAAGAUAAAGCUGAGGUACAGGAAACUGAAAGUGAUGGCAAAUGGACCAGCCCUGUCCACUGCUAGAAGGGGUGAAAUUUACGUGGGAAGCGAAAUCAGAGACUCCCUCUCACUGUUGGAUGUUCUCCAUGCAAAUCAGUUCGAAGGAGAGUCUUUUGAUCCAAAACUUCUUGAGCAGACAGAGGAAAACUUUUACAGAGGAGCCCCACCCAAAUGGUUAAACUUUCACAUUAGUGAACAGUCACAUGGCACUGGAAGUCCUUUUAUUAAACGGGAUGGAUACGAUGCACUUGUGCAACAAAUUCGCCAAAGAAGAAAAACACACCCUGGAAUAUCAACUGUUAAACUGUUCCACCAGCCAGGAUGUGGGGGAACCACACUGGCCAUGCAGGUGUUGUGGGACUUGAGGAAAACCUUCAGGUGUGCUGUUUUAACAGGCUCUACCUCAGACAUCACAAAAAUUGCAGAGCAGGUGGUCCACCUUUUCACAGCAGGCAGUCGAGGCCACCAGAACACUGUGCUGCUGCUACUGAAUGAUGAGCAGAAUUUGGAAAAUCUGCAAGACAACAUUAUGAUGAAGAUUGCUGAGCAGAAGAUAGAUAUUGAUAUGCCUGUAGUAAUUUUACUCAACUGUGUGAGAGCAAGUGACCAUGUCAUCCUUAACAAGGAGCAUUCUUACAUAGUGAAACAAAACUUUAAGAGGAAUGAGAGAAAACAUGUCAUCCUCAAAAAGGAACUUUCAGACACAGAGAAGCAAAAAUUUAAUGAGAAAAAGGAGGAGCUCAGCAGAAGAUACAGUGAUAAAUGCAAACUAUUCCAUGGCUUUAACAUAAUGCAAAGCAAUUUCUCUCAAGCUUACAUCCAGGAGGCAUGCGCUGUAUUCAAAACAAUCAAGAAAGCAAAUAGACACCAGCUGAAGACCCAGCUUGCUGCCCUCCUGUCCCUGCUGAAUGCCUACGUACCAGGCUCAUAUCUCCUGGAGUCUCAGUGCCUGGACUUCUUAAAACAUGAAGACUCCAUCCAUGGAGACCUUUCACUGGAGGACAGAAUGAAGCCCUUUAGUGAUCUCAUCAUCACCUUCCAACAAGACACAAGAUCUGAAAAAAAAGUGAGCAUGGCUCACCCUAUGAUAGCACAGCGUUGUACUGAAUUGAUGGCUGAGGCCGGUGUGACCAGAAGUGACACAGCAAAAAAAGUCUUGACCUGUUUAUGCAGAGAUGAGGUUCCUCCAUCUUUGCUGGGUUUUGUCAAAGACAUGCUGCUCAAAAGGGAAAUAAAAAAAGAGGAAAAAAUUAAUAAUAGAGAACAGCAUCACAUGGGACCAAGGAGAAGAGAAGAGGACCAAGAGAGGUUUUCUAGACUGAUUCUAGAUAUUGAGGAGAUGGAGGACAAAAAACAGAGUGCAUCAGUUUUAAAAGUUGCAUCAAAUACAUUUGUUCAGAAUUCUUUGUUUCCUCAAGCACUUGCUCGUUUUUAUUAUACAGAACUGAAAGACUACAACAAGGCUGAAAUGUGGGCAAAGACAGCAAAGGAAAGAGAUCCCAAAAAAUCAUUCAUUGCUGAUACACUGGGCCAAGUCCAUAAGAACCAUCUAAGGAACAAAGAGUCUCCUGCCAAACCAAGAGAAAUUUUGCAACUGGCCACAAAAGCCAUUGAAGCUUUCAAAGAUGAAGAACGACUUGCUGAAAAUGAACGUGGGAAAGACAUGAAAGAAGAUGGCAAGGCCAAAGUCUUGCGUGCUUUUAACACUAGAGGGCAGUUUGGUUACCUGCAGGUUUGCAACCUUGUGUUUGACCUACUUGUCAGUCAGAACGAAACGUGGAGGAGAGUUCUCACAAAGAAUGUGUCCAUGGGCUCUGUCCUGGAAUUACUUGGAGACAACAAACUCUUCAGAUUUAAUGAUCUAAUAAACAGCCUCAGAGACGAGGUUGAGAAAAAGUUUGAAUUUUUUGAUACCUAUUUAACUUACUCAGAUUCUGUCAUGAAAAAAGAUGAUGCAUCAUACAUUUCUAGAGAGACCUCAGACUGCUACAGAAAGUAUGUCGGAGACUCAGCACCCAAGAACAAAGAGAAAUCUGAUAAAACCACCCAGAAGCUUAAACAAAAAUUGGCUGUCACUUCUGCUGGAGUACUCUCAUGUCUUGACAGAAGAUGCACUGUAUCGGAGCUUAAACAGAUUGCUACAUGGUGGGAAGAAAUCUGUCUAAGCAAAGAUUCCACUCGACAUGAUUUUGCCAACUACAUCCUCGCCAAUAUCAUGCUGAUAAAUAAGAAUGAGACUCCACCCCAUUCUGACUAUCAAAAUGCAUUUAGACAGAAAAUGCCAUUGGGCUCGAGAGAUGCACCUGAGUUUCACAUGUUAGCCCUGCUCAUAUGUUGGCCUACAGAUGAUGAAGACAAAUUUGUCUCUGACCUCAAUCAAUUACUUAAACAUGUUCAGCAUUCUUAUGAACAUGAAUUUAAGGCACUCUUUCAAUCAAGGUAUCUUCGCCCUCUGUUUUUUCUUGGAAAAGGUAAAGGUCUGAGCAGACUUGUUCACAGAAGGGUCCUUGAGAUCUUGUGGAUUAAGGAUGCAGUACGAGACUCAAACACAAACUGGAGGAAUGAGAAUAUUUUGAAAGAUCCCGUAGUCCAAGAACAACUUCUCAAAGUUGAAGGAGUGGUGCGAAACUACAGACUGUAUGCGACUGUUGGAGGCACAGAGCUUGAGAUGGAUGUCAACCGGAGAGACAGCCUGUGGAAAUCAGGUCAAGUUUCCUUUUACCUUGGAUUUACCAUCAGCGGUCCUGUAGCCUUUAGCAUUCAGACAAGAACUACCAUCAAGGGGCCUUCAGGAAACUUGAGGCUAGGAGCCUGUGGUGGUCUUAUGGACUCCAGUGAUUGGACUAAACUUGAACCAGAAGUCAAAAGAGUGGAUGCAGUUCAAAUCUAUGGCCUACAGUCUGAGGCAGGUCACUAUGAAUGCAGCGUGUCUGCCCUGCGCUGGGUUUGUAAGGAAGAGGUCAGCUUCAGAUACCAGUUUUGCUCGUGGGAGGAACUCAGGGACAGGCCUUCAUGCAUGAAUUACAUGCCAGCAGGACCCCUACUGGACAUCACCGUCACAGCUGGAAAGUUAGAGGAGGUGCAUCUGCCACACUGGAUAGAUCAUGACUCCACAAUGUCAGACAUGUUUGCAGUUCUACAUGUGGAUACCUGUGGAGAUGUUGUGGAACAAGUGUCUGAAGUGACAUCGUCCCAUGUCAAGUUACACCCGACAACUUUCUCUCCAAGGGGGGUCAUGAUCCGGAUGAAACUGGGCUUCCCAGUAAAAGUUUACUGUGAUGUGUUAAUAUACAAGACAAAAAAGGAAUUCCUCACACUGCAUGUUUACCUGGUCCCACCCGAUCAUAAUAUAAAACAGGAAGUAGAGAGAAAGGAGACAUCUUAUGGAUCAAUAAUAAUUCCAAAACCAAGCCCAGACAAGUCUCUUCAUAUGCUGGAUAAUUUCUUCCUCACGACAGACAUGGACACUGCUGAAAUUUGCCCUAAAACAUUGAAGCUCACAUGUGGAAGGAGAAACCCAAAUUUCUCUGAGGUGUGUGUCAGAAAUGCAGACAGUGACUUCAACCUGAAACUUGAAAGUGAGCAAAAGAGAAAUAAAGAGGACACUGUCUGGACCUGCAUUAUUCGAAAAGGAGACUACCAAAACCAAAGCAUUGAUCAUGAAGAUGCCUCAGGUCAGCAUUUCGUGGAUCGCCAUCGGACAGCUCUGAUUAACAGAGUGAGCGACACAGGAGCCAUCCUUGAUAAGCUCAAGGAUAAGGGGUUGAUCUCAAAUGAGAGCUAUGAUGCUGUGAGAGCUUUAAAAACUACACAAGACCAAAUGAGGGACAUUUUUAAGUGUUUGAAUUCAGCCGGCACAAAAGGCAAAGACGCUCUCAAAGACAUCCUUAAAAGGAUGAAGAGUAUGAGGCCUCUCAUCAAUGAGCUUGAGGGAUCUGGAUAAAGGAGGUAAAAGUAAAAAGACAUACUCUAGCUUUGGACACUAAGUAGACAUUUGACACUGAGAUGACAAAAACUAAAGUGAAUGUGAAAUUGGAAAGGACCACAAGAAGCAGACUGUGUAUUCUGAUAUAAAAUACGUUUUAACUAAGAGAAAGAGGUUUCAUUGGAUAUAAAAAAUCAGUCUAAGCAACACAGAAAGAUGAUAGGGUAAUAUACUGUAAGCACUACACUGAGUGGACUGAAUAAACAGCUGAAUAAACUGUCUCUGUGUCUCUGCACUGGGAACUACACCUACAUGACCCUUUGGACCUGCACAGCGGCUUUGGACGCAUUAAUGUACUUUUUCUGCUGGACUGUUCAUUGAACUUGUUGAUAUUUUUACUACUUUUACACUUUUGUUUACUACUUAGUUGUUAAGAGUUGGAGGUGGAGAGGAAGAUGCUGGACAAAGUGUCAUUCAGUAAAUGUUUAGCAUCCUUAAUGUAUGGGUCAAACAGCAAAGCACUUUUAGUAAUAGUAACUUAUUCAUUUCUACUGUGAAAAGGAAUGCUACAGGUCAUUUAUAUCAGCUGAUCGCACAUCAGACACCUCAGAUGAAAAGAGUGACUUCAAUAAAGAAAUGACGCUCCUAAAACUUUGGUCAUUUAAAUAAUCUGUCUUUUAGCAUUUUGUUUAUGGAUUUAUGAAACAUGAAAAUAUAAAACCUCUUAAGACUAACGAAACAUGUAUUCUCAGUGGAAAAGUCUUUUUUUUUAUAUACAUUUGUCAUAUCAGUCUUUUGAUGUUUGAUUCAUUUCUUCCAUUUAAAUAUUCAGUGUUUUACAUUAAGCAAGAUAGGUCAAGCAAAACCAGUGUAAUUGUAAAGGGCACACUUAGGUACAUUUUUAAAGACACAGAUUAUGUUAGUUUGUAAAGAAGAACACAUGACUUUUUAUGUUUUGCUGUAAUGUGCUUGACUAAAGGUUUUGAAAAUG